AUGUCCGGAGCUCGCAACUUGUCAAACGUAUUACGGCGGGCGCGUGUGCCUCGGCCUCGCAUUGUCCUCCAGUCCGCCCUUCCUCGAUCCUCAGCCGCGACCAGUCUCCGCAACUUCAGCUUGAGCUCCACCGUUCGAGCCGACCGGCAGAUCAAAUACACCAGCGACGCUUAUCCCAAUGUCAAGCGCGAUCCCAACUUUGGCGAGCUGACUGCCGAUGAUGUUGCCUUUUUCAAGCAGGUCUUGGGCUCACCAUCCGCCGUGCUGGAUGGCGUGACUGCCGACGCGACCGACGAUAUUGAACCGUUCAACAGCGACUGGAUGCGCAAAUACCGCGGACACGCACGAUUAGUCUUGAAGCCGCAGAGCACAGAAGAACUCAGCAAAGUGAUGGAGUACUGUAAUCAGAAGAAGUUGGCGGUUGUGCCCCAGGGUGGAAACACCGGCCUCGUUGGUGGCUCGGUUCCUGUGUUUGACGAGAUCGUAAUCAACACCUCUCGAAUGAAUAAAAUCCAUUCCUUUGACGAGGCUUCUGGUGUGCUGGUGGUGGAUGCGGGCGUCAUCCUCGAGGUCGCUGAUCAAUAUCUUGCCGAGCGCAACCAUCUCUUUCCCCUUGAUCUGGGCGCGAAGGGAUCCUGCCACAUUGGAGGAAACGUCGCAACUAACGCUGGUGGCCUGCGCCUCCUCCGCUAUGGUUCUUUGCAUGGGAAUGUACUGGGCCUGGAGGCAGUCCUGCCGGACGGGACGAUCGUGGAUUCCCUCUCGACCCUUCGUAAGAACAACACGGGCUAUGACCUGAAGCAGCUUUUCAUUGGCUCGGAAGGCACCAUCGGGUUGAUCACCAAGGUGGCCAUCAUCUGUCCGCCUCGUCCAAAGGCCGUGAACGUGGCUUACUUUGGCGUGGAGAGCUUCGAACAAGUGCAGCGUGCUUUCCGGGAGGCCAAGGGCCAACUUUCGGAGAUUCUCUCGGCCUUUGAGCUCAUGGAUGGUCGCAGCCAACGGCUGGUCCAUGAGUCUACCGGUAACAAGCUCCCCCUCGAGAGCGAGUACCCCUUCUACUGUCUCGUGGAGACCAGUGGUUCCAAUGCUGAGCAUGACAUGGAAAAGCUCGAGACCUUCCUGGAGCAUGUCAUGGGUGAAGGGAUCGUGGCCGACGGUGUGCUGGCCCAGGAUGAGACACAGUUCCAGUCUAUCUGGCGCUGGCGCGAGGGCAUCACCGAGGCGUUGAGCCACCUGGGUGGCACCUACAAGUACGACGUCUCGAUCCCCUUGCCCGAGCUAUACCAGCUCGUCGAGGACUGCAAGCAACGAUUGACCGAGAAGGGUCUUGUCGGCGACGAUGAGUCCUUCCCUGUCCGUGCUGUGGUUGGGUACGGACACAUGGGUGAUUCGAAUUUGCACCUGAACGUGGCCGUGCGCCAGUACAACAAGGAAGUGGAAAAGGCGAUCGAGCCGUGGGUCUACGAAUGGAUCCAGAAGCGCAGUGGCAGUAUCAGUGCCGAACACGGACUGGGUAUCGCCAAGCGCGAAUUCGUUGGGUACAGUCAAAACGACACCAUGAUGAAAUUGAUGAAGCAGCUCAAGGCGCUCUACGAUCCGAACGGCAUCAUGAAUCCGUACAAGUAUAUUUAG
Messenger RNA from Penicillium oxalicum, 1632 nucleotides. Its product is annotated as FAD-binding oxidoreductase. The record is from RefSeq and is a predicted model, not a curated record. Gene Ontology annotation, molecular function: FAD binding; catalytic activity. NCBI's taxonomy places the organism in Eukaryota, Fungi, Ascomycota, Eurotiomycetes, Eurotiales, Aspergillaceae. The transcript has 2 exons. The coding region runs from base 1 to 1632 and encodes 543 amino acids. Gene Ontology annotation, cellular component: mitochondrion.